This is a messenger RNA of Adineta steineri, 1353 nucleotides long. NCBI's taxonomy places the organism in Eukaryota, Metazoa, Rotifera, Eurotatoria, Adinetida, Adinetidae. The record is from the annotation of a GenBank genome assembly.
AUGGAUGUAUUAAGAGAAAGAAAUGUUUAUCGAAAAUAUUUUGGUGUAGUAUUAUUAUUAUUAGAAAUGAAUUUUCUUGGUGGAACAAUAUUUGGUUUUCCAUCAAUGUUUAAAAUUUUAUCUAAAAUGAAUAUUUAUCAAAAUUUAUGUCAACCAUCAAAUACGACUCAAUGUGCACAACAAACUAAACAUUAUCAAAAUGCAAUGACAUUAGGAAUUGCUUUUUUUGAUUUACCUGCAUUAUUUAUUGGAAUACUUAUUGAUAAAUUUGGUUGUCGUUUUGUUAAAUUAAUUUCAAUAUUAUUUCAUAUAGUUGGAUGGUUAUCAUUAGCAUUAUUAAAACCAGGUCGAGAUUAUUUAAUAUAUAUUCAUUGUAUAUUUUCAUCAUUAAGUGGAAUUGUUAUUGUAUUAACAAGUUAUACAUCAUCAAAUUAUUUUUCAAAAUCUCGCGCAUUUGUAUCAUCAUUAUUAGCAGGAGCUGGAAUUUCUGCAACAAUGUGGUUCGCAAUAUUUCAAGUAUUAGUUGAUGGAGACUAUGUAGGAUUGAAUACAUUAUCAUAUAUUUGGUUAUCAUUUGGUUUCUUAAUGUUCUUAACAUCAUUUUUAUUUCUUGAUUGGAAUUAUUCUUAUUGGAAUUUACCAUAUAAAUUUAAUAUUGAACUUGAAUCAAAUAAUCAAAAUGAAUUAAAUGAAAAUAAUCUUUGGAAAAAUCUUUUAAAUCCAUUAUAUUUAUUAGUUGUUUUAUUUUUAAGUAUUCUUUUAAUUCCAUCGGUUUUACUUUCAGUUAUUUGGGAACCAUUGAUUACUUUUAUUACAAAUCAUGAUGAUACAUUAGCGGAUAAAUAUACAUUUGCUUAUAAUAUCUCAACAAUAUCGGCUAUAAUAAUAUGUCCAAUAAAUGGUUAUUUACUUAGUUAUAAAUCUGAUAAAAAUAAAAAACAAAAAUUAUUAAAUAUAUUUCUUGUUGAAACAAUUUCAUGGUUAUUAAAUAUAAUAUUAUGUAUAAUAUGUAUAUUUGCAUCAUCAAAAUUUUUAAUAUUAAUAUUAAUAUUAAAUUGUUUAUCUCGAUCAACAAUCGUUGCUGCAUGUCAAUCUGUUAUUUCAACAUUUUUUCCAUCUAAAUAUAUUGGUCGUUUAACUGGAAUAAUGUGGAGUUUUGUUGGAGCUUUUACAUUUAUUCAAUUUGCACUUCUUAAAUUAACAGAUGAUAUUAAUAAAGCAUGGAGAGCAUGGGUUGUUGUAUUAUCAAUGGUAUUAAUAAUGGUAUCUCAUUUAAUUCAAAUAUUAAUUAAAUAUUUAAAAGAAAAAAAGAAUCAAAAUACAGAUUUUAAUUUAAAUAAUUCGAGAUUUUAA